AUGUUUGGCCAGAAAAGCGUGCUUGUACUGCGGUCUGCAAUAGCGCGGUCUGCGGCGCUUGCUACGUGCCGUCGAAAUUUCUCCGGGCCUCUGGUCAAAAGCUACGCCGCACUCAAAACCCCAAUGUCGGUAUUCUGGGCCCAAAACGUGCCUCUUACCGCCAAAUAUGCAUCUGCGCUUGUAGCCACGGCCGUGGGAAUCACACACAUACACCCAAACACGUGCAUCACGGUCGGGCCGCCAGCCCUAGCUGCGGCCUAUUUCCUAUAUAGGCGGCAUGAGCAUGCGCAGUACAAGAGCCUGCUUGCGCUAGUGAAGCCGGAAAAGGGAAGUGCAUUGGAAGACAAAACCGUGAAGAUCCAGAACUAUAACGCCGCGGACGAGGCCAACGUAUUGGCGGGCAUUGAAAACGAAUACGACAGUUUCCGCAGCCAGAUCAUUCCGGUCGUUCGCAGUAAAUUGGUCGAGUAUGCUAUGGAAAUGGACCGAGAAGGCAAGCCGUCCAAAAUCACCCAGCAACUUUUGGAUGAAAACAAACAGAUCGUAGUGCACGUGGAUGAGGACCCCGAGACGUUUGUCACGCUGAAGGCGGAGAGCGAACACGAGGGCUUUUUUCCGGUCUUUGUCAGCUUCUCUGUGCCGUGCUUCACUUCUAGAAACGUGAAGCUGCGCAGGCGUCUUGGCACUUUACAAGUCUCCAUGCUAGAAAUGAAAGGUGAGGACUCGGAAUCCGAAACCUUCAAGGAGUAUAGACUAGCCAUCCAGGCCUGGCCGUACAUGAUGUUUUCCAAAUCAGAGCGGGUAUACUGA
Messenger RNA from Metschnikowia bicuspidata var. bicuspidata NRRL YB-4993, 810 nucleotides. RefSeq names its product Goa1p (gene GOA1). Lineage: Eukaryota; Fungi; Ascomycota; Pichiomycetes; Serinales; Metschnikowiaceae. The coding region runs from base 1 to 810 and encodes 269 amino acids. The transcript has a single exon. The record is from RefSeq and is a predicted model, not a curated record.